AUGGUACGAGUAGUGGAAGUGAAGACAGUUGCAGGAAUUUGUAAACGGCCUAUUCAUCGGCUUGCUCCACUGUUUCGAGAAGAUGAAGAGAAAGACGAAAAACGAAAACAUCAUUCAAACAUAAGCCAGGAAGAUACUUUGGUAGUUCCAUCAAAGAAAAUAAAGUUGCCCCAACAAACAACAUUAUUCGCAAUCAUUCUCACACUAUUCUUUCUGCCAAUUAUAUUGGGCAAUCCUGUAACCACAACACAGCUUAAUUCAAGUAUUGGUCUCUACUUCGAAAAUAUGGGCACUGUUCAGAUGGUAACAGGUGAAUGGAAAAUGGUUGUUUAUUAUGAAUUAGCUCCGGUACAGACCCAAUAUAACACAUUCGUUAAUGGAAUUUCUGCACUAGAUAAAUUGUGCAUCAAACUACAGCAGGGUUCGGCUUGUCACACGCUCGUAGGUACGUUUGAGCAUACAAGAGAUGAUAUCCUACAGGAGAAGAUUUUAUUAAACAACAGACGAGACAAACGAGGAGCCAUAAACCUCGUUGGAAAUGUGGCAAAGGCUUUAUUUGGGGUUCUGGACUCAAAUUACGCAGAGGAUAUGUCACAAACAAUAAAUCAGCUAAAGGAAGAUGAUAACCACCUAGCUAGAUUGCUGCAGAAUCAAACCUCCAUAAUAGAUUCAACAUUAAAUAUACUUAAACGUGAUGAAGAAACUGUUAAUAGUCAACUUGGUCAACUUCAAGAUCAAAUUAGCCAAGUACUAAAUCGAAUCGACAAUGAAACCGAACAAAUUAAAAUUACGCAGAUAUUCAUAUCAAUUGCAAUACAAUUGACACUGAUGGGUGCUAAUUUGCAAAGAAUACAAGCGGAAAUUAUAAAUGUUUUAAUUGACUCUCAUCACGGAAAAAUAAGUCCUCUAUUGUUAUCACCUCAACAACUAAAAAAUGAGAUCAAGCAUAUAAGAAGUCAUAUUCCGCCAUCUCGACGAUUUCCGGUUAAUCAAGAUGAUUUAGUUCAACUCUACAGAAUAAUGGAAAUAUCUGGAGCAGUAACUAAGGAACAAAUCAUAUUUGUUAUUAAGGUACCACUUAUAGAUUCCUAUGACAUGGAACUAUUCAGAAUAUUACCUAUACCAACAGUUAUAAACAACACCAUUUUAACAAUCAAAAGUGAUGUCUCGUUUAUAGCAGUAAACACAUUUCGAGAUCAAUACAUUCCCCUGCGAGAAAAUGAGCUAGAUAAUUGUCAAAUUCCGAACAAGGCGGUGUAUAUUUGUUCUAGAAAGCAUAUAAAACUAGGCAGAUACUCAGAAACUCAUACGUGUGAGAUAGAAUUAUUUAAUAAUCGAACCACAACAAGCUGCAGAUUAACACAGUUAUCCAAUAAGAUGGUUUGGACGAAAAUGGAACAAACAAAUCAAUGGAUAUAUGCUACAGUGAAUAAAACUGAGAUGUCAUCUGUUUGCGGAACACAAUUAAAUCAAGUCACAAUAGAAGGAUCGGGCAUUCUAACUUUACGACCAGAAUGUACAAUAAGAAACAAUCUAGUUACAAUUCAAGGUCAUUACUCAUUGCCAUCUGUAGUUCAUUCAUCAUUUGUUCAUGUAGAACAGCUUGCAUCCAUAACUACACCAAAUGAAAUAAAAACAAUCAUCAACAAGGCUGACGAUCAUCUUGAGACACAACUGAAAGAACUAUCAAUGUUACAUCAAAGGUUAAAGGCUAUGGAUAAGUUUUCAGUUAAGGCCGAACCAGUUUCUCAACCACACCAUAUAAUUAGUUACGUGGGAACUAUUUUACUGCUGACAUUGUGUUGCACUUACAUAAUAUACAAAUCUACGAAGAAGUGUAAACAAACCCGACGAAAAGAUGAUUCACCUCAAUCUGAGUCCACAGCAUAUCCACAACCUACCCCAAGACGGCAACAGCUCGUUGUGGAAGUAUAA
Messenger RNA from Teleopsis dalmanni, 1935 nucleotides. RefSeq lists its product as uncharacterized. NCBI's taxonomy places the organism in Eukaryota, Metazoa, Arthropoda, Insecta, Diptera, Diopsidae. Bases 1 to 1935 code for a protein of 644 amino acids. The transcript has a single exon. The record is from RefSeq and is a predicted model, not a curated record.